UCCCGCCUUAAUUUCAAAACACCACCCAUAAAAACUCCCUCUUAACCCUUCUAAUUUUCAUCUCAAACUUAAAUUUCCAAAUUCACCAUUUCAUUCCACUGAAAUUUUGAAAGUGAAAUCCUGAAAUAGGAAUGGCUCGUACCAAGCAAACUGCCCGCAAAUCCACAGGAGGCAAGGCUCCGCGCAAGCAGCUGGCCACCAAAGCAGCCCGGAAAUCUGCUCCGGCCACCGGCGGAGUGAAGAAGCCCCACCGCUUCCGUCCUGGUACCGUCGCUCUCCGUGAGAUCCGCAAGUAUCAGAAGUCCACAGAGCUUUUGAUCCGAAAACUUCCUUUUCAGAGACUCGUUCGUGAGAUAGCUCAGGAUUUCAAGACCGAUCUCAGAUUUCAGAGUUCCGCGGUGGCUGCGCUUCAAGAGGCUGCGGAGGCUUACCUCGUUGGAUUGUUUGAGGACACCAAUCUCUGUGCUAUUCAUGCCAAGAGAGUCACGAUUAUGCCCAAGGAUAUCCAGCUUGCGAGGAGAAUUAGGGGUGAGAGGGCCUAAUUGUGAGCUUGAUUAGUUCUGGGAAAUAGUUUAGUAAUGCAUAGUAUUUUUGUUUCAUUUUUCUGAUAUGUUGUCGAAUUUUACAUCUUAAUCGAAAUGGAGCAGUCAUUUUUCAUUUCAAUUAAAUUUGAACUGUA
Salvia splendens (bonfire salvia) is the source of this 679-nucleotide messenger RNA. RefSeq names its product histone H3.2. The transcript has a single exon. Gene Ontology annotation, molecular function: protein heterodimerization activity; structural constituent of chromatin; DNA binding. Gene Ontology annotation, cellular component: nucleosome. Bases 132 to 542 code for a protein of 136 amino acids. NCBI's taxonomy places the organism in Eukaryota, Viridiplantae, Streptophyta, Magnoliopsida, Lamiales, Lamiaceae. The record is from RefSeq and is a predicted model, not a curated record.